GGGCAAGACCACUGCAUGAAUGACAUCAACGCCGGCCUGGAUUCUCCUCCUUUCUUCAGCGUCAACCAGAGAGAUACGACCCAUUUUGGAAGUUUUUGGCCCGUGCCUCGUGUGCAUCUCCAAAUCAUCACAAUGAUCAUCAUAAUUGAAGAUCAGGUUGGCUUUGACCAGGCAUUGGCCGAUGCAGGAGACAAACUUGUUGUUGUGGAUUUCACAGCAACAUGGUGUGGGCCAUGUCAAAACAUUGCACCUUUUUUCAAAACACUGUCUGAAAAGAACACAAAUGUGGUCUUCUUGAAAGUUGAUGUGGAUGAAGCACAGGAUGUGGCUCAGUCCUGUGAUAUUAAAUGCAUGCCAACAUUCCACUUCUAUAAGAACGGAAAGAGGGUUGACGAAUUCUCUGGCAGCAACCAGGCCAAACUGGAGGAGCUGGUCAAAACGCACCAAUGAGCAUUCAUGUCUUGUACAAAUAUAUGGCACCACCAAUUAUGA
Molecule: messenger RNA, 492 nt
Organism: Alosa alosa (allis shad)
Lineage: Eukaryota; Metazoa; Chordata; Actinopteri; Clupeiformes; Clupeidae
Product: thioredoxin-like
Exons: 5
Coding region: 16-450 (144 amino acids)
Source: RefSeq, a predicted model, not a curated record